Molecule: messenger RNA, 1080 nt
Organism: Spodoptera frugiperda (fall armyworm)
Lineage: Eukaryota; Metazoa; Arthropoda; Insecta; Lepidoptera; Noctuidae
Product: N-acetylneuraminate lyase-like
Exons: 7
Coding region: 70-1062 (330 amino acids)
Biological process (GO): N-acetylneuraminate catabolic process
Molecular function (GO): 4-hydroxy-tetrahydrodipicolinate synthase activity; N-acetylneuraminate lyase activity
Source: RefSeq, a predicted model, not a curated record
AAUUAACUUCUCAUAUAAAUAGUAUCGAGCCGUAAAAUUCUUGUAAUAGUGUUUCAGUUUUCGAAAAACAUGGAACGUUUAUCGCAUUUUGUUUUAAUUUUCUGUGUAUUCUGUCAGUCACUGGAAGCACUAAAAAUGUGCUCCAAUAUUGGGGGUAUAAUAGCCCCGGUGUUCACGCCAGUGGACAGCGAUGGCGUCGUCAACUUGAGUGUCAUUCCUCAAUACGCCCAGUACCUACAGGAUCAAGGAGUUGAUGGCAUACUGGUGGCAGGAACCGCAGGAGAAGGUCCUACUGUAAAUGUGACAGAUAUGAAGCAUCUGAUAGACGCUUGGAUAAAUGUGUCCAAGUCACUUAAUCUCUCCGUCAUCAUACAACUUGGAGGUAGACCACUGCCAGACGUGCAGAAACUGGCGGCAUAUUCAGAGCAAGCUGGUGCUGACGCCAUUAUGACGUUACCUGAGUUGUACUAUAAGCCUACAACUGCCAGACAGCUAGUUUACUUCAUGCAGGAGGUCGCUCGAUACGCACCGGAGACGCCAAUCUUGUACUAUCACAUACCCUCAUACACCGAUGUUGAUGGACUGGACAUGGUGGAGUUCUGGAGGCUAGCCACUCAGAGGAUCCCAACCUUUUUGGGUAUAAAGUCGGCAGUAUUCGAGACCUCGCUGAUGCUUCAAGACAAAGUAAAGGAUGAUCAGAAGAUCUUUAUCGCAGAUUCUCUCUACUUAGCACCAGCCGUCUUAAUGGGGUUUAGAGACAUAAUAAUGAUUGAAAUCAACUUAUUCCCCACGUUGGUUGAAGAAGUAGUAAGUAAUGGCAGCCGAGGAUACACGAAAACCGCCAUUUCAAAGUACAGAAGAAUGAGAGAACUGAGGAGUAUUAUCACUAAAGAAGGUGGAAGCAUAUCAGCAUUAAAGGAAGCUAUGCCAUUGGUAUCAGGCAUCGAUGUAGGAUCGAUACGACCACCGGAGAUUCGACUCACGACUGACCAGGUCAUACGCCUUGAACAAAGAAUUAGGAACGCAGAUGUUGAUAUUGUGAACUCAGAAUUUCAGGAUUAAAUGUUUUUCGUAACUCUU